Messenger RNA from Apiotrichum porosum, 1863 nucleotides. RefSeq lists its product as uncharacterized. The transcript has 7 exons. The record is from RefSeq and is a predicted model, not a curated record. Bases 1 to 1863 code for a protein of 620 amino acids. NCBI's taxonomy places the organism in Eukaryota, Fungi, Basidiomycota, Tremellomycetes, Trichosporonales, Trichosporonaceae.
AUGUUCCCACCACCUUCCUGCGAGUGGGUUUGGGCAGACGCGUUCCUCACGAGCCUACUACAAGGUACAUAUGGGCGACGCGGCAGGACCAAUGCAGCUGGUUCACUGACCAGAACGACCAGUUCAGCAGUGCGAUCACCAUUCAGCCUCGCCUUACCCCACCCGUCUUCGAGGCAAUUUUCGGGAACACUCUGGUCUUGGCUGGACACCGUGGACAGCUCCCAUCCCGGCCUUGCGGGCGUCAAAUCUCGCGCCGCUACCGUCCUUCACGAUAACAUUCGCCUCAUGAGUCUCGAGGACAAGCCUCUGCCCAUGAACAAGGCGUUGGACAGCAUAAUCGACGAUGCAGCCGUCUUCACCGCUAUCUCGGGUACCUCGACCCCGGCCAUUCCUUCACUGGUUCUCACCAGUGACAUACCGGCAUACGCGCACCAAGUCACGUCGGCUCCGUACGCCUUUGCAGACGAGUUCACUGGCCCAGGUCCACACGCCCUCCUCUCCGUGCCGGGUCUCUCGGUGUCGACAGCGCCGAGAGUCAGAAAUACCCAACCAAAUAGUUUGGGGCCGCGUGGACUUGUGGCAAUGCUUGAACAAUCAGAGGAAGAGCCCUGGAAGCACUUGGUGCUCCUGGCUAGGUAUCUCAUCCCCGUCAAGCCGGUAUUCGUCCGCGGCUACUCUACCCACUUGGUGCGCUACAUCCUCGAUGGAGCCAUGACCGACAUGUUCAAGCGUUCCAUCAAUGACCACGAUAUGGACCGAAUCCUCUCGGGAGCGCUCAAGGGUGAAUGGGAGGAGAUUGACAAUAUGAUACAUAGACGCCCCUUCUACGUCCAACUGCAGCACCAAGAUCGGCCGCCCCGUUGCCAUUCACGUCAGACCCGAGGACUAGAACUUUUUGGUCCUGGUAUCUUGCAACUUGCACCCGGGCAUGCUCAAGCAGUCGAGGACAUCAAUGUCGCCGUCGAGGCUGUUAUCUGUGCUCGUGUCAAGGAUCACGGCCCGCCACCCGACCACGACAACUUCCAGUGGAUUGACCAGUCGGCCAAGACCUCGGAGAUGAUGUCCAAGGCGAGGAGCGAUGGUAACAAGCUUCUCGUCCUCGGCAAAGGCCUUGCGUACUCGACCGAGCGCGGCAGACAGGCCGAUAGCAUCCUCGCCUAUGUGGCACAAGUCGAGCAAACUGGCAUGGCAGCGAUCGUCCCCCAUUGCAGGCCAAUGUUCGAUCGCCACUCGCCCCAGCAAGCUCGCCAAUGGAUCCUGUACAAGCCAGAGGGCUACAACUUUACCCUCGCGGCCCAGGCUAGUAACAUCCACGCCUAUGAGGCCGCCGUCGAGCAUGGCCACCUCAACCCCACCCUUGACUUGGCUGCAAGCCCAGGUGCCCUCCACUGGGUGCCCGCCGUCGACAUUCUUGCCGCCAUCCCGAACACGUUCUUUCCCGCGGCGUUCGCCAACAAGCUGCAACAGCUGGACACUCUCGCGACCGCGGGCCACAUCCUCGUUCUCACCAAUGCCAAGUGCCCCACAUGGUUGAAGGCCUUUGCCGCUGCGAGCCGCCUUCUGGAACUGGGCGCCUCCACCAUCGCCCCGCAGCCAAACGCACGGGACAACACGUCGCUCUUCAAAGGACCAGCCAUCAAGAGCUCCACAUCGUGGGUGCAGCACGCCUGCCCCGGAAACCAGACUGUGGCCAAACCAGCGGUGAAGCCCGAGGGCAAGCCGGCGCACACCUUCCACGACCUGAUCCCCGAGGUGCAGCAGCUCGUCGUCCACGCCUACUGCAUUGCCAAGCAGUCGGGCACGGCCCAGCUUGGCUUCACGGCACACCAGCUUGCAGACUGUCUGCAGUGGGACAUCACAUGA